This is a messenger RNA of Aspergillus oryzae RIB40, 1068 nucleotides long. It is a transcript of the gene gpaB, whose product is annotated as guanine nucleotide-binding protein subunit alpha gpaB. Gene Ontology annotation, cellular component: heterotrimeric G-protein complex. The record is from RefSeq and is a predicted model, not a curated record. The transcript is spliced from 6 exons. Bases 1 to 1068 code for a protein of 355 amino acids. Gene Ontology annotation, biological process: adenylate cyclase-activating G protein-coupled receptor signaling pathway. Lineage: Eukaryota; Fungi; Ascomycota; Eurotiomycetes; Eurotiales; Aspergillaceae. Gene Ontology annotation, molecular function: G protein-coupled receptor binding; GTP binding; G-protein beta/gamma-subunit complex binding.
AUGGGUUCGUGUGUAAGCACAGAGCCGGCUGAUAAUGAGCCAAAGAAGAGAAGCCAGGCGAUCGAUCGCAGACUGGAGGAGGAUUCUAGGCGAUUACGAAGAGAGUGCAAGAUUCUACUGCUUGGGUCCGGAGAAAGUGGGAAAUCGACGAUUGUCAAACAAAUGAAGAUCAUACAUCAAAACGGCUACACAGUGGAGGAGCUGGCAUUGUAUCGCCUGACGGUCUGCAAGAAUCUCCUAGAUUGCGCCAAGUCUCUUGUAGGAGCCUAUCACCAGUUCUCCCUUGAGCCCUCGAGCCAAAAAGUCCGUGACUACGUACAAUACAUUUCCGACUACAAUAUCGACCCCGACCCGCACACAACGUUGGAUGCGAAGGUAGGAGAGGCGAUAACGUAUAUCUGGAAUGAUCCAUGCACAUCCACAGUAUUGGAACAUCAGAACGAGUUCUACUUGAUGGAUUCGGCCCCAUAUUUUUUCGAGGAAGCAAAGCGCAUUGCAUCUCCAGAUUUCAUACCCAAUGUAAACGAUGUGCUUCGCGCCCGAACGAAGACCACCGGUAUCUAUGAAACUAGGUUUACAAUGGGCCAGCUGAGCAUACACAUGUUUGAUGUGGGUGGACAGCGCAGCGAGCGGAAGAAGUGGAUUCAUUGUUUCGAGAAUGUCACCUCCAUCAUAUUCUGUGUGGCAUUGAGCGAGUACGAUCAAGUGCUUCUGGAAGAGAGUAAUCAGAAUCGAAUGAUGGAGAGUCUGGUGUUGUUCGAUUCUGUAGUCAACUCUCGAUGGUUCAUGCGAACGAGUAUAAUCCUGUUCCUAAAUAAGGUCGAUCUGUUCCGCCAAAAGCUCCCUCGGUCCCCCUUGAGCAAUUACUUUCCUGAUUACUCUGGCGGCAAUGAUGUGAACCGCGCCGCCAAAUAUCUGCUGUGGAGGUUCAACCAAGUUAAUCGAGCACAUUUGAACCUCUAUCCCCAUUUGACACAAGCCACUGAUACAACCAACAUCCGCUUAGUAUUUGCUGCGGUAAAGGAGACGAUUCUACAAAAUGCUUUGAAGGAUUCAGGUAUCUUGUAG